Messenger RNA from Solanum pennellii, 3555 nucleotides. RefSeq names its product WD repeat-containing protein 48-like. Lineage: Eukaryota; Viridiplantae; Streptophyta; Magnoliopsida; Solanales; Solanaceae. The transcript has 19 exons. Gene Ontology annotation, biological process: protein deubiquitination; double-strand break repair via homologous recombination. Gene Ontology annotation, molecular function: ubiquitin binding. The record is from RefSeq and is a predicted model, not a curated record. Bases 374 to 2764 code for a protein of 796 amino acids.
AGUGCAGGCAACACAUCCACUUCUGUGCGGGCUCGGAAAGAGAAGAGGUUGACCUAUGUCUUAAAUGACGCCCAUGACACUAAGGUCACUCCUCCUAAAAAGAUGCCUUGUCCUCAAGGUGGAAGGAAGAAACUGUUCAGCAAGUAUUUCACAGUCUUCACCCUCUAGCUUCUUCAGCAGUAUGAUGAUGCCAUUGAAAGAGUAAUUCUAGAGUUGGAAUCCCAGAUUCUUUCAUCCAAAGGUGCAACAAUUUUUUUAGUCUCCACCGUAAAUUUCAAAUCAGCAGAAAGAAGUAAAGGUUGAGGAAUGGAAUAUCAAAUGACCAUGAGCAUGGCGAAGCAAUGAGACUUGGAAAAUUGGACGUACUUUGCUGAUGGAGGUAGCUGCAGUCCAUAGGCUGGAUGACCUACUUUGCAAACAAUUCAGACGGACCAAUAUAUCAAGGAGAAAGCUUCUCAUUCGGCUGUUAGGCUUGAUUCUUCUAAUUUCAGGCUGUAUACAAAGUAGAACAACAUCACCCACACUAAAAGGCAAGUCACGACACUUGGAAAGCUUGAGAUUUCAUGCGGGAUUGAGCCUUCAGAAGCAUUGUGCUGGUGUAAAUUGCUUGGCUUUGUUGAAGUCGUCCUCACCCGGUGGGUCUGAGUACCUAUUUACCGGGAGUAGAGAUGGGACUUUAAAGAGAUGGGCAUUGGCUGAAGAUGGUGCCACCUGCUGUGCUACAUUUGAAUCCCAUGUUGAUUGGGUAAAUGACGCUGUUCUUACAGGCAAUAACACAUUGGUUUCCUGCUCCUCAGACACCACUGUCAAGGUAUGGAAUGGCUUAUCUGAGGGAUCUUGUACCAGGACUCUAGGUCAACACUCUGAUUAUGUCACUUGCCUUGCUUCAGCAGAAAAAAAUAGCAAUGUUGUUGCAUCUGCUGGCCUUGGUGGUGAGGUUUACAUAUGGGACCUUGAAGGUGCACUUUCCCCAACAUCUAAGUCAAGUGAUGCAACUGCGGAAAACUGUUCAAAUGGUGUCAGUGGUGCAGGAACUUCAGUAUCCAUUACAAGCGUCCACCCUAAUAGUUCGAGCAACACCAUUUCCUUGCAUACCAAGUCCCAAGGAUAUAUUCCUGUGUCUGCAAAAGGCCAUAAGGAGUCAGUAUAUGCAUUGGCAAUGAAUGACAGUGGAUCCCUUCUUGUUUCUGGUGGAACUGAGAAGGUUGUGCGAGUGUGGGAUCCAAGAACUGGUUCGAAGACCAUGAAGCUAAAAGGUCAUACAGAUAAUAUUAGGGCGCUACUUCUUGAUUCUACUGGCAGGUUCUGCUUGUCUGGCUCCUCUGAUUCCAUGAUUAGAUUAUGGGAUCUGGGUCAGCAGAGGUGUGUGCAUUCGUAUGCUGUGCAUACUGACUCUGUAUGGGCACUUGCUAGCACUCCAACAUUUAGUCAUGUUUAUAGUGGAGGAAGAGAUCUCUCUUUGUACUUAACAGAUUUGGCAACAAGGGAAAGUGUCUUGCUUUGUACAAAGGAUCACCCUAUUUUGCAGUUAGCAUUACAUGGUGAUAGCAUGUGGGUGGCCACAACUGAUUCUUCAGUACAUAAGUGGCCAGCAGAAGUGCAUAAUCCCCAUAAAGUUUUCGAAAGAGGGGGUUCGUUCUUAGCUGGAAACUUGUCGUUUUCCAGGGCAAGGGUUUCAAUAGAGGGAUCUACACCUGUACCUAUCUUUAAAGAACCUUCCUUUAGCAUUUACGGAACUCCAGGAAUUGUGCAGCAUGAGAUUUUGAACAACAGAAGACAUGUCCUAACCAAGGAUACUGCUGAUACAGUUAAGUUGUGGGAGGUCACAAGAGGGACUGUAACUCAAAAUUACGGAGAGGUUUCAUUUGACAAGAAAAAAGAAGAAUUAUUUGAGAUGGUAAGCAUCCCUGCAUGGUUUACUGUGGACACUAGGCUCGGAUGCUUGUCUGUACAUUUGGAUAAUCCACAAUGCUUUUCUGCUGAGAUGUACUCUGCCGAUCUCAAUAUCCCUGGGAAAACUGAAGAUGACAAGGUCAAUUUGGCACGAGAAACACUUAAAGGGCUGUUGGUCCAUUGGUUAAUCGAAAGAAGGCAGAAAUUUGGAUCUCAAUCAUCAAUCAUUGGAGAAGUUCCAUCUGGAAAAGAUGUAUCUACAAGGAUUUUGACUACUUCAAGAGUGGAAGUAGAAGGCAACACUGAUAAUGAUUCUGCGGUGUUCCACCCCUUUGAAUUUUCUUCAGCAUCUCCUCCAUCUAUCAUGACUGAGGGCUCUCAAAGUGGCUCUUGGAGGAAAAAGAUCACUGACUUAGAUGGAACUGAAGAUGAGAAGGACAUGCCUUGGUGGGUUAUAGACUGUGUGAUGAACAAUCGCCUGCCUCCCAGGGAAAAUACCAAAUGUAGCUUUUAUUUGCAUCCAUGUGAGGGUUCUACUGUCCAGAUCCUUACCCAAGGCAAACUGAGUGCACCUCGCAUAUUAAGAAUUCACAAAGUUAUCAAUUAUGUCGUGGAAAAGUUGGUUCUUGACAAGCCUUUGGAUAGCGUAAACUCGGAUGGGACUUUUGCUCCUGGUUUACAUGGAACUACUGGAGUGGAUGACUCAUCCCGGAUUGGGCCGAAGCCUUCGCAAAAGCAUAAGCCAUCUAUAGAGAUCCUGUGCAAUAACCAGGUUUUAUCCCCUGAAAUGAGCUUAGCAACUGUACGGACCUAUAUAUGGAAGAAACCUGAAGAUCUUGUACUUAAUUACCGUCUGUUGCCAAGCAAGUGACAGGCCUGAAAGUUAUAAGGUAGUGACUUCUCCGAAGGAUUGUGACUUUUUAAAAGAAUUUGAGUUUUUUGAUGAUUUGUGAUAUAUUCAAAUGGUUGUGAAAUUUUAAAGGGUUGUGACUUAUCUAAUAAGGCAUGAUGAACAACUUUUCAUACUAUUCUUUCUUGGCUAUAAAUAGAGGAGUUCCCUCACAUUUUUAAACUACAGAUUUUGUGUGUUUUUAUUCUUUGUCUUUUUAAAACAUGGAUGCUUCUAAAAAUUGUUCAAUUAUCCAAUUACAAUCUUUUUUAAUUGGUAAAUUAGAUAGAUCAACAAAAAUUGAUGCAACAAGGAGAAUGAAAUAAGUCAACGUCAAACGAAAAGACUAUUAAUGUGUACUCACUUUCAUUGGCAUAAAUACACUUUUGCAACAACUUCUACUUGACAAAAAGUUCAAUGAUUUUCUGUUGCACAAACUACCACUUGGUGUUCAAACUGUGAAAAGUCUCAAGCUGUCGGAGAAAAAGAAUUUGAUCAUAAACUUGUUUGAAGAGUCCAAACUAGAUUUAAUAUGUACUCCUUUGUUUCCUAUUUAUUUGUUGUACUUUUGUUUUUAUUCUAUUUAAAAUAUAAUGACCUUUUAGGGGUGGGGGGACUUCAUGUUGCUUGUUUGUCCUUAAAUCAAAUGUCUUCUUCAUCCAUCUAAAUCUUCUAUAGUACCUUAAAAGUAUGAACUCUAUAAGUUUAAUACUAAAUUACCAUAAUACUCAACUUCAACCACCCAAUUUAGUAUAUCUUCUCUAAUUUAUAUU